Messenger RNA from Microsporum canis CBS 113480, 12732 nucleotides. RefSeq names its product dynein heavy chain. The record is from RefSeq and is a predicted model, not a curated record. Gene Ontology annotation, molecular function: dynein light intermediate chain binding; dynein intermediate chain binding; ATP hydrolysis activity. Gene Ontology annotation, biological process: microtubule-based movement. NCBI's taxonomy places the organism in Eukaryota, Fungi, Ascomycota, Eurotiomycetes, Onygenales, Arthrodermataceae. Gene Ontology annotation, cellular component: dynein complex. The coding region runs from base 1 to 12732 and encodes 4243 amino acids. The transcript is spliced from 7 exons.
AUGGAGGUCGUCUCUCCAGGGCCGUCAAAUGGCAUCCCUUCGCCGACAGUCUCGAUAACUAUUGACCCAGAGGUUGUGCUUCACUACCUAGCCGACGUUAUCCAGGGAACACUUGGCGCUUUAAGGAGAGACCUUGAAAGUACUGGCAGUUUGCUGUCACAAGCAAAGUACUCCGAGACCCUCCAAAGAUGCGGACGUUUCGCCUCUGAAGCGCAGAUAGCUCUAUAUGCGCACAAAGAUACUGCUGGACCGGAGCAAAUUAAUGGAUCAGAAGAUGACCCUUCAACAGAGCAUAUCCACUAUGUCUACACUCUCGGCUCAGAGUUAUCAAUAUCUCCCACCACCACUGCAGCUAUGGCGUUCUUCAAGCCGGGGCAACCCAUCGACCCAGCCAUUCCUCUCUAUUCACAGAUUCAGGUCCUUACCCUCCCUGGGUUUGCCUCGUUAAAUAAUUCAUCCAGCCCCCAGGGUCCGCCAAUCUCGCCGUACGAGAUCAUAUACUCCUUCGUUCAUCAUGGAUUGUCACCGUACUACGAGGCAUGUACUCGUGGACAUGAUAGCAUCCAAGGGUCGAAAGGGAGGAAUGACACCGACCCUAAGACCGGAGAGGUUCGUGCAAAGCAAAAGUUCGCAGAGCUCGAGCUUGCCCUGUCACAUCUACAGCAGAAUAUUGAGAUACCAGCCCUUAGCCUUCCAUUGCACGAAAUUGUGCAGGCUGCCCUAGACGAAGCCCAGAGCCGGGGCAUCGAACCGUCCGUCGAAUUGGUCCCUCCAGCUGUGUUAGACAACCAUGCAGUCAUCAACAGCAUACAAAAUAACGUGAAUGGAUGGAUAAAGUCAAUUCAAGCUAUUACUAAAAUGUCUAGAGACCCUGACAACGGGUCUGCAGUUCAGGAGAUAAAUUUCUGGCUAUCAAUGGAGUCUGCACUCGAGGGUAUUGAAACAGCUCUACGCGAUGCUGGAGUACAACUUACGAUGGAUGUUCUUCGACACGCGAAACGAUUUUCAACUACGCUAAGUUUCUCUGCUGACACUGGAUUGAAGGAAGCUAUGGAGACAGUGCAGAAAUACAAUCAACUCCUUCGUGAUUUCCCACUUGAUGAACUAGAGUCUGCAACCUCACUCCAAAAAGUGCAAGAAGCUCUGAAUCUCAUUUUCUCUCACCUGAACAAGAAACUACGUAUUUGUCCAUACCCGAUUAAACGUGCCCUUUCCCUGGUUGCGGCGAUUUCUGGAGACCUGGACUUGACAAUCCAUAAGCUGAUUCCCGGGCGGAGUAUAAUGCACUAUGAUUACACUGAAUUCCAUUCUCUCAUGCGCGCUGCUCAGAUUGUUUGGCGAACCUGGGAUGAGAAUAUCAAAGAAUUUACCAAUGUUGCUCGUGAUGCUAUGAGGAGACGCAACGAGAAGUUUAUUCCCAUCAAGGUUAAACCAAAACAUGCAGAAACCCAGGACCGACUGAAGUUUAUUAAUACCUUCCGCACAAAUCAUGAGCAGCUUCAGCGAACAAUAAUUAAUGUACUCGGCACAAAAUCGAACCAAGGAGCAACAUCCCUGUCUGCUGGGGCGGAUAACUCGGCUGCCCUGGAAGAGUUUGGCGAUGUUGAUGCUGUAGAGCAGGUUGCUCAGGCGUACAACGCUCUAAAGGAUGUGGAUGUUCUCGAUGUCAGCCCUAAGGGAACUCAGGCAUGGAUUCAGGCAGAAUCUGCCUACAACGAGCGCACUUCUCGCGUUGAAAAUUUGAUGAUUGCUCGGCUCCGUGAUAAGCUUGCCACUGCCCAAAAUGCCAACGAAAAAUUCAGAGUAUUUUCGAAGUUCAAUGCAUUGCUUGUACGACCGAAGAUUAGAAGUGCAAUUGGUGAGUACCAGACCAAGCUCAUCGACAAUGUAAAGCAGGACAUUGCAGCUUUGCAUGAACGGUUCAAGCAACAGUAUGGCCACUCAGAAGCUCAUGCAAUGGCGCAGCUUCGAGAUCUGCCACCUGUCUCGGGAGCUAUUAUCUGGGCCCGGCAGAUAGAACGGCAGCUGGAUGGUUAUAUGCGAAAAGUUGAGGACGUCCUUGGUGAAGACUGGGAUCUUCACGCAGACGGGCAAAAAUUACAGGCUGAAAGUAAUAUGUUUCGCAAGAAGUUAGACACUCGACCAGUAUUCCAAGCCUGGGUACAGGAUGUCAAGCGACGAAAUAUUGCUAUCUCUGGUCGAUUGUUCGUUAUUUCUCGAAACCGAGCAGCUGGGAAUUCGCUUGAAUUAGCUGUUAACUUCGAUGCUCAGAUCAUUGCUCUUUUCAAGGAGGUCCGGAAUCUUGUUUGGUUGAACUUUCAAAUCCCACAUGCAAUUACUAGCGUGUCAAAGGAGGCCAAGCGCGUUUAUCCAUUUGCAAUUAGCUUGAUGGAGAGUGUACGGACACUACACCAGACGGACAGAGCAAUUGCAUCCAUGUCACAGUCUGCAAUUCUGCUAAAUGGAUAUAAAAACGAUGUUCAGGCGCUGAUAGUAAAAGGCCUUCCCCUGAGGUGGGAGUCGUUCAUUCAUUCCUAUGAGAUUCAUGUCAAACAAGGUCUUGCGAAUGGCCCAACAGAUCCUUCUGCUGCCGGCCCCGGCCGCGGUGAAAGCAAGCACGUUCAAUUUGUUCGUGAAUUUGCAAUUUCCACUUCUGUACUGCAAUCAAAGACUGCAACGUUGGCCACCAUGGAUGACAAUAUUCAGAAAGCCAUUCUUGCUCUUAAGACUUGCCCUUAUGAUGUGACUGUCUUCCGCAAUCGCAUUGAUCAAAUUCAGAUCGCAAUUGACAAACUUAACCUCGAAAAUUACGCAAAUCUUGGGUAUUGGGUUGCAAACCUGAAUAGCAAAAUUGAAACAAUUCUCCAAGACCGACUUCGGGGUGCUCUUCGCCGUUGGAUCGCGUCCUUCCAACAUGCGGGGGAUGAGCAAACUGGCCACAAUAUAGAGGCUAAUGGUAGCGGAGAGGAGCAGGACUCAUCAUACAUUCAAUUUCCGAAGUCACUCCACGAGAUUUCUAUGAAAAACCAGGUCAUGCAUCUCGAUCCACCACUAGAAUACGCUAGAGCUUCAUGGUACGCUCAUUUUGACGAAUGGGUGGGCAUUCUUUGCAACCUCGAAAAGAUAAAGUCCUCAAGAUAUAAGAUGUCAAUCCAUGCUGACAACGGUUCCUAUUCUGAGACACACUUUUCUGAUAUUCCACAAUAUUGCUCGGAAGAAUUGAAUGAAGUGUACUCCCUUAUAGAAACACGACUAGAGGAAAUCUCGGAGUAUGUGGAUAAAUGGCUUCAGUUCCAGUCAUUAUGGGACCUCCAGUCAUCCCAUGUAUACGAUAUCCUCGGUGAAGACCUGUCUCAAUGGCUUCAACUUCUACAUGAAAUUCGCAAAAGCCGUGGUACAUUUGACACGUCUGAGGUUCGACGGUCGUUUGGGAAUGUUCGCAUCGAUUAUGAGCAAGUCCAGACUAAGGUCAACGCAAAAUAUGACCAAUGGCAAAGGGAGAUUUUGCUGAAAUUUGCUGGGAAGCUUGGGACCCGCAUGCGAGAUGUGCACGCUGAGCUUGAGGCAGCACGACGAGAUUUGGAAGGCCAGUCGCUGGAAGCUUCUUCGACCGCCCAAGCUGUUUCAUUUAUCACCAUUGUCCAGCAAUGCAAACGAAAGGCAAAACUCUGGGAACCAGAGAUCGACUUAUUCUUGCAAGGACAAGCUACCCUUAUACGACAGCGGUACCAAGCUCCUAGUGACUGGCUACCCGCUGAUCGAGUUUCUGGAGAGUGGGAUGCUCUGAAUGAAAUAUUAGAACGCAGAAGUAAAACCGUGCAAGACCAGACUGAUGCUCUAAGAGCGAAGAUAUCUGCGGAGGAUAGAGUUAUUAAUGAGAAGAUUGUAGAAGCUGUUCACCAGUGGAAUGAAGAAAAACCGGUCUCCGGAUCAACCCCCCCAGAAGAGGCUUCUGCAACACUCAGUUACUUCCAAUCCCGCCUUGAGAAGCUACAAUCGGAAUCAGAAAUGGUGUCCAAAGCGAAAGAAGCCCUUGACCUGCCUAGCAGCCCUGAAACUACACUUGCGGCGAUCCUGGAGGAAGUGCAAGAUUUCAUGGCUGUAUGGGCCGCUCUAUCAACAAUAUGGAAGAGCUUAAAUGAAUUACGUGAUACACUCUGGAAUAGUAUCCAGCCACAUGGGCUCAUCAAAAUGACAAAAGAAAUGCCCAGUCGAAUGCGCCAAUAUGCGGCUUUCGAGCAUAUUCAGAAUGUGCUCCGAGGCUUUCUUAAAGUUAACCCACUACUCGCAGACAUGAAAUCUGAGGCCGUUCGUGAGCGCCAUUGGCAGAAGAUCUUCAAGGCUCUCAAGCCGGGAAAGCGGUUCUCGCAGAUAUCCAUGACUCUUGGAGACGUUUGGGAUCUGCAACUUGGACCCAGCGAAACAGUUAUCCGAGAUAUCAUUACACAAGCCCAGGGAGAAAUGGCGCUGGAAGAGUUCUUGCGAAGUGUUCGCGAAACCUGGCAAAGCUAUACCUUAGAUCUUGUGAAUUACCAAAACAAAUGCCGCUUGAUCCGCGGAUUUGAUGAUUUGUUUGCUAAAUGUAGUGAAAACCUGAACUCUCUUCAGGCAAUGAGGCAUUCCCCGUACUAUAAAGAAUUCGAGGAAGAAGCCACGACUUGGGAGGAUAAACUCACCAGAGUGCAUGUCCUCUUCGAUGUUUGGAUCGAUGUCCAGAGGCAGUGGGUUUACCUAGAAGGGGUAUUUACCGGGAAUGCUGAUAUCAAACAUCUCUUGCCCCUUGAAUCUGGAAGGUUCCAAAAUAUCAACUCCGAGUUCUUUGCCGUCAUGAAGAAAGUGUACAAAUCUCCUCUGAUACUAGACGUGCUGGCGAUUACUGGUGUUCAAAAGUCACUUGAAAGGCUAGCAGAGUUGCUCCACAAGAUUCAAAAGGCACUGGGUGAAUACCUAGAAAAGGAACGUGUAUCGUUCCCACGCUUCUAUUUCGUUGGAGAUGAGGAUCUCCUUGAAAUAAUUGGCAACAGCAAUGAUACCCUCCGAGUCGCAAAACAUUUCAAGAAGAUGUUUGCUGGACUUUCAGGUCUUCUGAUUGAUGAUGAUGGAAACAUCAUUGGGGUUAGUUCAAAGGAAGGAGAGGAAGUCAUGUUAAAGCGUGAAGUUUCAUUGGCAAAGACACCCAGAAUAAAUGAUUGGCUUACUGCGCUUGACAACAACGUGAAGUUGACACUAGCCGAGCUAUUGACGGAGGCAAUUGAACAAUUUGAACCUAUUUACAGCGCCCCAGAAGUCGACUCCACUGCUUUCCAAGACUACAUCGCAAACUAUCCAGCUCAAAUUGUCGUGUUAGGCAGCCAGGUAGUCUGGACCAAUGCUGUUCAGAAAGCCCUUGAAGCCGGCGGUGAGGGAUUAUCAGCGUUAUAUGAUGCUGAAGUCAGAGUCCUCAAUAUUCUCGCACUCACCGUCCUAGGCGACCUAGAUCCUAUUACACGCAAGAAAUGUGAACAUUUGAUCACCGAGUUUGUUCAUCAAAGAGAUGCGAUAGCAAAACUCAUGAGCUUCAAAGCUUCCUCACCUACUCAUUACUUAUGGCUUUUGCAAAUGCGAUAUGUCUAUCAGCCCACUGGAGAUUUCUUGCAACGUCUUCACGUCCAUAUGGCGAAUGCAAAACUAAGCUACGGCUUCGAAUACUUAGGUGUUCCAGAACGCCUUGUCCGCACACCACUUACAGACCGAUGUUUCUUAACUCUUACACAAGCAUUAUGUCAAAGAUUAGGUGGAUCUCCGUACGGGCCUGCUGGAACUGGUAAAACGGAGUCCGUUAAAGCCCUUGGUUUGCAGCUUGGCCGAUUUACUCUAGUCUUCUGUUGUGAUGAUACAUUUGACUUCCAAGCAAUGGGCAGAAUUUUCCUGGGUAUCUGCCAGGUAGGUGCCUGGGGGUGUUUCGAUGAGUUUAACCGUCUUGAAGAACGAAUCCUGUCUGCGGUCUCUCAGCAGAUACAAAACAUUCAGAUUGGCCUGAAAAACAGCGAGGAUGAAACAAAGGCCCAGAUUGAUCUCGUCGGGCGUCAAUUACGAGUUAACAUGAAUACCGGAAUUUUCAUUACAAUGAAUCCUGGAUAUGCUGGCCGUUCAAACUUGCCAGAUAACUUGAAGAAACUAUUCCGAAGUGUUGCAAUGUCCAAACCCGAUAAGGAGCUUAUUGCGGAAGUUAUGCUCUUUUCUCAAGGCUUCAAACAAGCAAAGCCUCUUUCUAGACAAACUGUGCCCUUCUUCGAUCACUGCGCGAGCCGCCUCACAAAACAGGCCCAUUACGAUUUUGGGCUUCGUGCUUUAAAGAGUGUCCUCGUAAGCUCAGGUGGGCUAAAACGACUUCGUCUUGCAAAUUCAGAAGGGGAUAUCGGACCAGAUGAGUUCAUUGAGCCACAGAUUAUUGUUCAAAGCAUUCGGGAAACGAUUGCCCCCAAACUCAUUCAAGAAGACGUUGAGACUCUGUUAGAAAUUCAAGCUAGUGAUUUCCCUGGGGUUGAAUAUGUCCCGGCCAACUUCGAAAAACUUACCCAAGCAAUCAGGGAUAUCGCCGCUGAAAAUCAUUACGUUGCUUCAGAUAUUUGGAUCGCGAAGAUUUUACAGCUGUACCAGAUUCAAAGUAUCCACCAUGGUGUGAUGAUGGUAGGUAGCUCAGGGUCAGGCAAGAGUGCAGCAUGGAAGGUCCUCCUGCAAGCUCUACAACGCGUUGAGGGCGUGGAAGGCGUUUCUCACAUCAUCGACUCCAAGGUUAUGUCUAAAGAGGCCCUGUACGGGAACCUUGAUAAUACCACUCGUGAAUGGACAGAUGGCCUUUUCACUGGCAUCCUUAGGAAGGUCGUGGAUAACCUUCGUGGUGAAGACUCAAAACGCCAUUGGAUUGUAUUUGAUGGUGAUGUUGACCCUGAAUGGGUUGAAAAUCUAAACAGUGUUUUGGACGAUAACAAGCUACUUACUCUGCCAAAUGGAGAGCGUCUAAAUCUCCCUCAAAAUGUCCGGGUCAUGUUCGAGGUCGAGAAUCUCAAGUAUGCUACUCUCGCUACUGUUAGUCGUUGUGGCAUGGUGUGGUUCAACGAUGAUACUGUUACUUCAACCAUGAUGAUCACAAACUAUGUUGAGGCCCUCAAGGAGAAAACAUUUGAGGACCUGGAUGAUGAUAGCGUGCCUGCUGGCCAGUCUUCCGAAAAGACCUUGGCUACCCAAGAGGCUCUUGCAACAUUCCUUGGGGAACUUCUAUUAAGGGGCGAUGUUAUACUUAAUGCUUUGCAACAAGCCAGACAAUACACCCAUAUCAUGGACUACAGUGACAUUCGUGCCCUUGGUACCUUGUUCAGCCUGUUGAACAAAGCUUGCCGAAAUAUUCUUGAGUAUAACAUUCAACAUGUCGAUUUCCCAUUAGAACCUGAACAAGCGGAAUCCUACAUGUCAAAAAAGCUCCUUCUAGCGCUUGUAUGGUCGCUUACCGGUGACUGUCCUCUUGGCGAGAGAAAGAAAUUCGGCGAAUACGUUGUUGCUUUCUCUUCGACUGAUACCCCGGUGUUAGGUGAUUCUGCAUCACUAAUUGAUUACGAUGUCUCACUACCUAAGGCCGAAUGGACACCAUGGCAGUCACAAGUGCCUUCCAUCGAGAUCAACACCCACUCAGUCACACAGACAGAUGUUAUUAUCCCAACUCUAGAUACCGUUCGCCAUGAGGAUGUCCUGUAUUCUUGGCUUGCUGAGCAUAAACCACUCCUUCUCUGUGGCCCACCUGGUUCUGGAAAGACAAUGACAUUGUUCUCUGCCUUGAGAAAGCUACCGAACAUGGAGGUUGUUGGACUUAACUUUUCUAGUGCUACAACGCCUGACUUGCUGAUCAAAACGUUCGAACAGUAUUGUGAAUAUAAGAAGACAUUGAAUGGUGUAGUGAUGUCUCCCAGCCAAAUUGGUCGCUGGCUAGUUAUUUUCUGUGACGAAAUCAACCUUCCAGCACGGGACCAAUAUGGAACUCAGCGUGCAAUUUCCUUCCUGAGGCAGCUUGUUGAACAAAACGGCUUUUGGCGAACUUCGGACAAGACCUGGAUUACUCUUGAUAGAAUCCAAUUCGUCGGUGCAUGUAACCCUCCAACUGAUGCAGGUCGAACGCCACUGGGUGCGCGGUUCCUCCGACAUGCGCCAUUGGUUAUGGUAGAUUACCCUGGAGAAAUAUCCUUGCUGCAGAUUUAUGGUACAUUCAACUCCGCAGUCCUCAAAAUUAUCCCAAUGCUCCGAGGAUAUUCGGAGGCUCUCACGAAAGCGAUGGUGCAAUUCUACCUAGAGUCCCAAGCCAGAUUUACUACAAAGAUUCAACCUCAUUAUGUUUAUUCCCCACGAGAACUUACUAGGUGGGUACGUGGUGUGUACGAAGCAAUCAAACCACUUGAAACUUUGUCCAUUGAAGGACUCGUUCGAAUUUGGGCCCACGAAGCGCUACGAUUGUUCCAAGAUCGUCUUGUAGACGAAAGUGAGCAGCAGUGGACUGCUGAGUCUGUCAAACGGAUUGCUCUGGAACACUUCCCGAACAUUGAUGAAAAUGCGGCCCUAAGCUCCCCGAUUCUCUUCUCGAACUGGCUCUCUAAAAAUUAUGUUCCAGUGGAGCAAGAGCAACUACGGGACUUUGUCAAGGCACGAUUACGCACUUUCUGCGAGGAAGAGGUUGAUGUACCUCUCGUACUUUUCAAUGAUGUUUUGGAGCAUGCUCUUCGUAUUGACAGAGUAUUCCGUCAACCCCAGGGCCACCUUAUUUUAAUUGGAGUAAGCGGUAGUGGUAAGACUACCUUGUCUAGAUUUGUUGCCUGGAUGAAUGGUCUCAAAGUCUUCCAAAUUAAAGUACAUGGGAAAUAUUCCGGCGAAGACUUUGACGAAGACCUUAGAAGCGUUCUUCGUAGGGCUGGUUGCAAAGGCGAAAAGAUUUGUUUCAUCAUGGAUGAAGCUAAUGUAUUGGAUUCCGGGUUUUUGGAGCGACCCUCCCCUCUGCUCGCCAACGCCGAGGUUCCAGAUGGGUUAUCGUCUAAAGCCGCAACCAGUCCUGCGCUCUUCAACCGAUGUGUCCUCAAUUGGAUGGGAGAUUGGUCUGACCAAGCUCUAUACCAGGUUGGAUAUGAGCUUACGCAAUCGGUUGAUCUUGAUAAGCCGAACUUCAUUGCCCCAGAUAGCAUACCAGUUGCGUACCGUGGCCUAUCCCUCCCAGCUUCUCACCGCGAUACUGUCGUCAAUGCUAUGGUUUAUGUUCACUACUCGUUACAUAGAUUCAACCAACGACUCCAAAAACAACAAGACAGGUCGACCUACCUUACCCCACGUCAUUAUCUUGACUUUGUGGCGCAUUACGUUAAGCUGUUCAAUGAAAAACGCGAAGACUUGGAGGAGCAACAGAGGCAUCUCAAUGUGGGCCUUGAAAAGCUCAGAGAUACCGUCGACAAAACGAAUGGUUGCCGAUCAACGAGAGGGCAGGAGCAGCGCAAAUCAGCAUCACUUGAAAUUCAGACCGCGUUAGAGAAGCAAGAGAAAGAAGUCGCUAGCCGAAAAGAAAUUGUGCUACACGAUCUUGCGAAUGCUGAGCCUGCAGUCCUUGAAGCUCAAAAGAGUGUCAGCAACAUUAAGAAACAGCAUCUAACUGAAGUUAGAUCAAUGAGCAACCCUCCAUCAGGUGUCAGAUUGGCGCUUGAAUCGGUUUGUGCACUCUUGGGUCAUAAGGUUGAGAGCUGGAAAACAAUUCAGGGUAUUGUCCGCAAGGAUGAUUUCAUUGCAAGCAUCGUCAAUUAUGAUAAUGAGAGGCAAAUGACCCGCCAACUCCGGUCAAAGAUGCUGAAUGAGUUUCUUUCCAAAGAUGAAUUCUCAUUUGAACGGGUCAACCAUGCUAGCAAGGCUUGUGGACCUUUAGUACAGUGGGUGCAGGCGCAAGUUAAUUACUCUGCAAUCUUAGAUCGCGUUGGACCCCUUAGAGAAGAGGUGGGCCAAUUGGAAGAGCAAGCAUUACAAACUAAGGCGGAAGCGCAGGCAAUCGAGAACACGAUCAAUGACCUUGAGAAUAGUAUUGCAACUUACAAGGUGGAAUACGCAGCUCUUAUCAGCGAAACUCAGGCCAUCAAGAGCGAAAUGUCCAGGGUUGAGUUCAAGGUUGACAGAAGUGUUCGUCUGCUCGACAGCCUGUCCUCCGAAAGAUCCAGAUGGGAAGAAGGAAGCAAGACAUUCGAAACACAGAUAUCGACUCUUGUUGGCGAUGUUCUUAUCGCAGCGGCAUUCCUUGCAUACGGUGGCCUUUAUGAUCAACAAUUCAGAAAGGCAAUGGUUGACGACUGGAUGCAUCAUUUGUCUCAAUCAAACAUUGACUUGAAACCACACAAUCCAAUAACGGAGUAUUUGUCGAAUGCGGAUGAGAGGCUCUCAUGGCAGGAUAAUUCGCUCCCUGUUGAUGAUUUAUGCACAGAAAAUGCCAUUAUUCUCAAUCGUUUCAACAGAUAUCCGCUUAUCAUUGACCCCUCUGGCCGAGUUACGGAAUUCCUGGAGAAAGAGAACAGAGAUCGAAAACUUACGGUAACAAGCUUUUUGGACGAUUCAUUUGUCAAACAACUUGAGAGCGCUCUUCGAUUUGGAAACCCUAUACUUAUUCAGGACGCGGAACAUUUGGACCCUAUUCUCAACCAUGUUCUCAACAAAGAAUACCAGAAAACUGGUGGCCGUGUGCUUAUUCAACUUGGCAAACAAGAAAUCGACUUCUCUCCCGCCUUCAAGCUCUUCCUAUCUACUCGAGAUCCUUCAGCCUCUUUCCCGCCAGAUAUAUGCAGUCGAACAACGUUUGUCAACUUCACCGUUACGCAGAGCAGUUUACAGACACAGUCUCUUAAUGAAGUGUUGAAAUCCGAGCGUCCAGAUGUUGACGAACGUCGAACAAAUCUCAUCAAGGUACAAGGAGAGUUCAAGAUCCAUCUUCGCCAGCUAGAAAAGAAAUUGCUCCAGGCAUUGAAUGAGUCUCGCGGAAAUAUCCUUGAUGAUGAUAAUGUUAUCGAAACUUUGGAAACACUUAAGAAAGAAGCAUGGGAAAUUUCCAACAAGAUGAUAGAAACAGAAGGGUCUUGCAGUGCCGUCUUUGCUGUCCUUGAACAGCUUCACCACCUCAACCACUUUUACCAAUUUUCUCUUCAAUACUUUGUGGAUAUUUUUAAUGAUGUCCUUCAUAACAACAAGAGACUUGCCCAAGAGCGUGACUAUACCGCACGAGUUAACAUAAUAUUGCGAGACCUGUUUAUCGCAGCCUUCCAACGCACUUCUCUUGGGCUGCUCCAGAAGGAUCGUGUCACUUUGGCCGUUCUCCUGGCGCAAGCUUCGCCAUAUCCUAUGGACAAGGGCUUAAUAGACAUGAUACUGGAUACUACUGUCGAGGGUUAUGACGUAUCUACCGAUGGCAGUCUCCGGGAAUCAGCAAUGGCAAUUGUCGCCCAAAUGUCAGUUUUCAAGUCGACGUUACCAAACAUCUCAGCGGAGCAAUGGGAGAUGUUCCUUUCCGAAGAGUUCGCCGAGAACUUUGUUCCUUCUGUUUGGGAAGAAGGAACCAGCGCCUUUGACCAACAGCUACGCUCGUUACUACUUGUUAAACUCCUUAGGCUUGACCGAUUUGUUCCCGCCGCAGAGCGCUUCGUCGUUACUGUAUUCGGUAAAGACUUACUUGAUCACGGUGGUGACUUGAAGGAGGUCGUCGAGCAAGUAACUUCAACCACCCCGAUUGCCCUUAGUUCCAACCCCGGAUUCGACGCAAGUUAUAAGGUGGAUGGUCUUGUGGAGAGAACGCACAGAAGCUGCGCCAAUAUUGCCAUGGGUUCAAAUGAAGGUCUUGAAAGCGCAGAUAAGGCCAUUAGCAAUGCAGCAGCAACCGGAAAUUGGGUACUUGUCAAGAAUGUUCACCUUGCUCCAUCUUGGCUUCAGAGCCUUGAAAAACGCCUCGAGUCUCUUAAGCCGCAUAACGAUUUCAGACUCUUCUUAUCCAUGGAAUCAAGUCCAAAGAUUCCGGUCAAUCUAAUUAGAGCAUCUAGAGUUCUGAUGUAUGAACAACCAGCUGGCGUUCGCGCAAAUGUGAAGGAUUCCUUGUCGUCCCUUAGCCUGAGAGCAACAAGCCCACCUGUUGAAAAAGCUCGCCUGUACCUUCUACUGUCGUUCCUUCAUGCUGUUAUCCAAGAACGGCUUCGUUAUGCGCCCAGCCUUGGAUGGAAGGGCUUCUGGGAGUUUAAUGAUAGCGAUUAUGAAUGUUCCGCGUUUAUUAUCGAUACCUGGGUUGCCUCGAUCGCCCAAGGCCGCUCGAAUGUUGCACCACAGAAGAUUCCCUGGGAUCUGAUCCGGACGUUAAUCACAGAAACCUACGGUGGAAAGAUUGACGACGCCGGAGAUUUCGCACUUCUUACUAAGCUGGUCGAUACCUUCCUCACUCCCGCAGCGUUCGAAGACGACCAUAAACUGGUCCCUGAUGUGGAGAACGACGAGGCACUUAUUCUACCAACCUCUACGGGCAUCCAGGACUUCCUUGCAUGGGUGAAUCGACUACCAGAACGAGAGCCACCUACCUAUCUAGGUCUGCCCGCUAACGCUGAAAAGCUGCUGCUGGUUGGCCACGGCAAACGGAUGAUCUCGAACCUAUCAAAGAUCACCACACUACUUGAUGAAGGUGAACAGCUGAUGGUUGAAACAGCCGCCAUUUAG